Messenger RNA from Menidia menidia (Atlantic silverside), 2571 nucleotides. The record is from the annotation of a GenBank genome assembly. Lineage: Eukaryota; Metazoa; Chordata; Actinopteri; Atheriniformes; Atherinopsidae.
CUGCACUUGUGCCUUGCUUUCCACUCCUCUCUUCUUCGUCUCCCUCCCCUCCCUCACCCACCCCGCUCCAUCUCUCACCCACUAGCCUCCCCUGUAACCUCAGAUGACAGCGUUUGGUCCUCAGACCAGCCUUCUCCAACGUUGUCUCACAGGGGACGAGUUUUCCUGACGCCAGCCUACUUGAAAUAUGAGAAAGAUGAGUGUGUUGAGACAACCGGCCACACCAUGGCAUCUCAGAUUCCAGCACUGCCACAGUCCUACUCUCCUGGGACUGGCAGCGUCUUCUCUGACCAGUCCGGGUUUUUCGCCCUGGACUCCCAUGUACCUGGACUCUCCAAGGUGAUUCUCAACAAGCUCAACAUGAAAGACUAUGGAGAAUACAGGGCUGCCGUUGAGGGAAAACAUAAAAGGGUAUCGUUUCGUAAUUACAAGGAGAUGUUCCAGAGGAUGGAGGAAACCUUCAAGUUCUGCACUGGCUGCAAUAAACUCCCAGAACAUCUUGCAGAGGGAGAAACGCUGAAACGCUGUGUGAAGUGCUUGAAUGUAUACUACUGUACAAAAGACUGCCAGAAGAAAGACUGGCCUCAACAUAAAAAGGUCUGCAAGAUGCUGCGCCUGAAAUGGUCCAAGUCAGCUGCUGAGGUGAAGAGUUGGGAUGACUGGCUCUCCAUGCAGGGAGACCUCGCGCAACAUCUGGACCCCAUCUUGUCUCAUGCUAACAUGACGACACUUUGGAAAAGCGUUUGCAGGCCGCGGCCAGAUGACGCCGACUUGAAACAGUCCUUAUGGCGAAUUCAGAGUGAAUUCCUCUCUCGAGUUCUCGCUGUUGGAAAGGCCAUACAGCAUUUUGGUCUGGACCCCAUUGUAAAACCACUUACUAUUCAUUUAGCUGGGACAUCCCACAAUGAGACUUCGGGAGCUAGAUUGACUGACUAUGAUGAGCUGAGCCUCAUGUUUCCGGGACACCAGGGCAUCGAGAUCGUCAUGGUGGGUCCAGAGGUAGUUGAUGGCCCCAUUGUUAGGCCUCCUCUUCGAGCAUUUGGCCCCAAGCAGAGUGUCUACAUCAGUGCCUACAAAGGCCUCUACCACCAGUUCUGGGAGGAGCUGGUGGAGAAAGAGGAAGCAGCCAAGCCGGACCUGGUGAUUGGAUUUCAUCCAGGGUUCCACGCUAACCCGGGCCUGUUAGAAGGUUGGCUGCCGACCCUUCUGCUGCUCAGAGACUAUGAGAUCCCUUCUUUCUUCACCAUGUACAGUGAGAUGGAGCUGCGGUGCUCACUGCAGAUCCUGCUGGAGCUGGAGGUGCACAUCAGAGACAGCGGGCCCAAUCCGUUCACCUCCCAAAAACCAGAGCAAGUCCAGGCCUGUCCUAACACACCUCCCGUCUACUGCAACUCUCAUUACAUCUGUUUCCAAGGACUGCUGCCUCGAGAAAGCGCGGAGGGGCCCGCCAAAGGUAAACCGAUGGCCUUUCGGUCGCAGAAGGAGAUGUUUGAGAAGAUGGAGGAAUCUUUUAAAGUCUGUACUCAUUGUGACAAGCGACCGGCACAACUCUCCAACCCACAGAGCUUGAAACGUUGUUCCAGAUGUCUAAAUGUUUACUACUGCUGUAAAGACUGUCAGAAGGGGGACUGGCCCAAACACAAGAAGUUCUGUCCGUCCCUGCGUUUUGCCGCCAUUGACAGGGUUGUGGAAUGGCUUGUGUUUAAAGGAGACCUUCCAUUCCCUACGGACAACUGGUCAAAGCCCCGGUCAGAGAUUAAAGGUUGGGAUGACUGGCUGAGCAUGCAGGGGGAGCUCACGUCCCGCCUGGAGCCCGUUCUGCACGGCGCUAACAUGAAGGACCUGUGGGUCAGCGCGGGCCGGCCCCGGCCCGAGGACGACGAGCUGAAACUCUCGCUGUGGAGGGUCUGCAGCGAGUUCUUCUCCAGGCCGCUGACCAUCGCUCAUGGAAUGAGGAUGUUCGGCCUCGAUCCGCUUUCUAAACCUCUCACCAUUCACCUGGUGGGAGCGGGCCACAGCGAGACGCUGGGGGCCAGACUGACCGACUACGAUGAGCUGAGCCGCAUGUUUCCCGGACACCAGGGCAUCGAGAUCGUCAUGGUGGGUCCAGAGGUAGUUGAUGGCCCCAUUGUUAGGCCUCCUCUUCGAGCAUUUGGCCCCAAGCAGAACGUCUACAUCAGUGCCUACAAAGGCCUCUACCACCAGUUCUGGGAGGAGCUGGUGGAGAAAGAGGAAGCAGCCAAGCCCGACCUGGUGGUCGGAUUUCACCCAGGUUUUGAUGCGAGUCAAGGCCUGGAUGAAGGCUGGCUUCCAACACUUCUGCUCCUCAGGGAUUAUGAGAUUCCUGCUCUCUUCACUGCUCUUAAUGAGACAGAGAUGACUUACUCACUGCAAAUCCUGUUGGAGCUGGAGAUGGACAUGAAAGGGAGUGGAGCCAACCCGUUCGGGUCGCUGAAGCCAGAGGUGGUGGGAUCGUCUCCCAACAAGCCCCCGGUAUACUGCAACUCCCACUACCUUUGUUUCCAGGGUCUGCUGGAGACCGUGGAGUUUGAGGGCCCAGAGGAGGCAUGA